UCGAUAUCUUUUUUAUUUUCUGAAAGGAUCAGAAAUACGCUUAGCUUUACCUCUACGCGACGUAUGGCUGUACAAAUACGAGGUAGACAAUACGUAUACGUACGUAUCUCUACCGCUACAGCCGUUCUCGCGAAAGCAAACCCUAGCGCUCUCGCGAAAAGCUCCUCGAUCCAUCUCCAUGGCGCCGUCGGCUUCCGACGUCCUGCGCCUCGACGGCAACGGGAACCCGAGGACGCUCCGCCUCUUCGCGUCGCUCGUGGAAGCCGAGUCCCGCCGCUUCGCCUCCUCUGCCGCCUCCCAACCCGCCGAGAACGACCUCGUCCGGGCGUUCCGCGGCGGCGCGACCCCGACCAUCCCCAUCGUCGAGUUCCUCGAGCGUCUCCAGCGCUGCAACUACUUGUUCGAUAGCGCCGUCUACGUCCUCGCGGCGGCGUACCUCGCGCUCUUCAUGCGCAGCCCCGCCGCGCUCGAGGCGGGGAUCGUCGUGGAGCCGGCCACGGCGCACCGUCUGGUUUCCGUGGCGGUCCUGAUCGGCGCCAAGUUCGUCAGCCCGAGGUACUUCGAGAGGCGGGUGGAAUCGUUCCAGAUCUGCUCGGGCCAGUCCAUCCGGUCCAGCGAGAUGUGCCCGCUGGAGUUGCUGUUCCUACGCGCCCUCAACUACCGCCUCUUCAUCGCCGACGAAGAAUUCCAGCGCUUCUUCAGGAUCCUGGAACGCCGUCCAGCUCCAGCACGCAGCAGCCUGGCUUGCGGAGCGACGAAGAGGAAGGCCCAGGACGAGGAGGAACCACGCCGCGUGCGAGCAUGCCAGCUCGCCGCCCGCUACGGCAUCUCAGGAUUCUUCAACCGGAGCUAAGUUCUCAAACUCUUUCUCUCACCAUUGCAUCGCUCGCAUUGGAUUUGAAUAUCAGUCAGACUCGAUCGUUUUAAGCAUUGAAUUGAAUCAUGUAAGGCAGGAUCUCAGCAUGCUUUCCUUCUGUCGCUUACUUGAUACUACUUACUGUCGUUUCUGUGUUCCCAAUGUAGGUUCUUUUUAUUGGAGAUCCAGCAGAGGGAAGGAGUUUGAGGACGCCGGAGAUCAAAUGCUCGCCUAAAUGUUGGGUCUGUCAGAUUGAGUACGACAAGUGUUAGUCGACUCAAGUCCAUUGUUCUCGUCUAGGUCUAGUCUUGCUAAGGAGUAGCGUGUUACAGUCAGUUAGUCCUUAUGUAGGGUUUUUCCCAUAUCAAUAAAGAGUAUUCGAUGUUUUGCCCGACGGCUUUUAGUAUCGUGCAAUUCAUGUGUCCAAAAAUUAUUUAGCCCAAAUCAGUCAUUGUGUAAGUCUGUUCAUCAAGGUUUCCAAGAUCAAUAAAGAGUAUACAUUUUGCUGGAUUUCAA
This is a messenger RNA of Hordeum vulgare subsp. vulgare (domesticated barley), 1372 nucleotides long. RefSeq lists its product as uncharacterized. NCBI's taxonomy places the organism in Eukaryota, Viridiplantae, Streptophyta, Magnoliopsida, Poales, Poaceae. Gene Ontology annotation, biological process: regulation of cyclin-dependent protein serine/threonine kinase activity. The transcript has a single exon. Gene Ontology annotation, molecular function: protein kinase binding. Bases 179 to 853 code for a protein of 224 amino acids. The record is from RefSeq and is a predicted model, not a curated record.